This is a messenger RNA of Panonychus citri (citrus red mite), 2472 nucleotides long. RefSeq names its product neuropeptide CCHamide-1 receptor-like. The record is from RefSeq and is a predicted model, not a curated record. Gene Ontology annotation, biological process: G protein-coupled receptor signaling pathway. Gene Ontology annotation, molecular function: G protein-coupled peptide receptor activity. NCBI's taxonomy places the organism in Eukaryota, Metazoa, Arthropoda, Arachnida, Trombidiformes, Tetranychidae. The coding region runs from base 305 to 1675 and encodes 456 amino acids. Gene Ontology annotation, cellular component: membrane. The transcript has a single exon.
AAUCUUUUUUUUAUUUUUGUUCGAUAAACUUUUCGUGAGUUGACAUUUUCUACCAAUAGAUGGCACCAAUGGUAUUCUACAAGAGAAAAGUUCUAAUCUCGAUUCGAGGAGAAAGUUUUUUGAUGAGAAUGAUGAUGAAACAAAAAGUUCUUGUUCUAAUGAGAUGUACCUCAAAUAAGGUUGAACAGUUUGAACAUAUUGAUCAAUCAAUUGGUUUCCAAUGAAUUUGUUAUCGCUUAUCAAUCGGAAUUAAAGUAAAUCAUUAAUCUAAAUUAACAAUCAGUUUUUAGAAUUGAAAACAAUUAUGAACGAAACAAUUGUCCAAAUUGUAAGUGAAGUUGUACCUUCAUCAAGUUACUAUUCGAUUAAUUUUUUCGAAUUAAAUUCAAACUCAUCUUCUAAUCAAGGUUAUCCUUCAUUACAAUUUAAUUUCGACUCCUUAUCAACAAUAUCAUCAUCAUCAUCAUCAUCUUCACCAUCAUCCAUAUCAUUGAACAACGAGAAUUCAACCAUUUUAACUGAUACAAUAAACUUAAAAUUCAACGGAACUCUAUCCGACAACGAUACUUAUGUACCAUAUGAAUAUCGACCUGAAACAUAUAUCGUACCAAUCGUGUUUGGAAUAUUGUUCAUAAUCGGCUUGAUAGGAAAUGGUACAAUUAUAUUUGUCUUUUUACGUAAUAAAUCAAUGAGAACAAUUCCCAACACUUACAUCAUAAGCCUUUCCAUUGGUGAUCUACUUAUUAUUACCGGUGCCUUACCCUUUGUUUCAACCAUUUACUCCUUCGAUUCUUGGCCUUACGGUCAAUUUCUUUGUAAAUUAUCGGAAUUUGUUCGUGAUGUGUCCAUAGGUGUAACCGUUUUCUCUUUAACCGUACUUUCUGCUGACCGUUACAUGGCAAUUGUCCUUCCAUUAAAACGUUUCACCUCAACCAAACAUAAAGAGUUAACCUUGACCAUAACCGCGUCAAUUUGGACAAUCGCCUCUCUCCUUGCAUUCCCUGGAGCAUAUAAUUCAUUUGUCAUGCAAAUUCCAAUAACUCCUGAGAAAACAAUCUCAAUAUGUUAUCCAUUUCCAGCCUCCUUAGGAACCAAUUACGCCAAAUUCAUUGUGCUGACCAAGUUUAUCAUUCUCUAUGCUCUUCCCCUUUUCAUCAUCAGUGUCUUUUACCUGGCGAUGGCUCGUCAUCUACUUGCCAAUACACAGCGUUCACUUUCAGCAACCUCAUCAAACGGAAUCAACCAAACACACCUUAGAUUAACCAAGGCUCGAACCAAAGUGGCCAAAACUGUCCUAUCCUUUAUAAUACUGUUCGCAAUCUGCUUUUUCCCUAAUCAUGUAUUCAUGAUAUGGUUUUACUUUUAUCCAAUUUCCUUUUUAGCUUCAACCCCCUUCUGGCAUUAUGUUAGAAUUGUUGGUUUUAUCCUUGCCUUUGGUAACUCUUGUCUUAAUCCGGUUGCCCUUUACAUCGUUUCCGGUUCCUUUAGAACUCACUUUGAUAAAUAUCUUUUCCGUUGUCUUAAGAAAACACCAAAUUAUCCCUCAUUCACAAGAGAUGCUAUCGGUUCAUCAAUUCAUUCAUCUUCUCAUCGACCCAUCAACUCAAUUAGCUCACGAUCUUUCAAAGAAUCAACAUCAACCUCUCUACCGAUAACCACCAAAGGUCAACAUUAGACCAAAAAUUAUCACAUAGACACAAAAUCAGCGUCACACAUUUAUAUAUACUUGUUACUGAAAUGCUGAAUAUUUACCAUGUAAAAGAAAAGUUUAAUUUCCAAAUCUAAUGAGAAGUAACUUAUUAAAAUUCAAGUAAAUUAACAUGAAACCCCCUGAAAAUAAAAACAUGAAUAAUGUAAAUUAAUAUUAUAGCCAAUAACUUUUCCCAUUGACCAUUCAUUCAUUUCAUGAAUCAAUAAAAUGUUUUACCUGUAAAAAUAUUCCAGAGUCAAAUUGAUGGAGAAAAAAAAUUCAGAGAAAUAAAAAGUUCCAAAAACAAAUGGAAAACUUUUCUAUCACUUGAAAGAAAAUAAUUUUCAUAGAAAUGAAUGAAAUUUAAACUCUAACUGAAUUGGAAUACAAUGAAACAAAUAUUAUGAUUACCAUGAGUUCACCAUGAAACUUGACUGAAUUAAAUAAACAUUUCCUCAUGACUUCUGAACAGUCAAAGGGAACUUAAUUUAUUCUGUUAUCGUAUUUCCAAUGACUUACUUACCACCAUCACCAGAAUUAUCAUUUUCCAAGUAACAAUCAACUGAUUAUCAUUUAGAAGUUGAGUUUAUUAUCAUCAGGUAAAUUGCUCAGGUAAGAAUUGAUAAAUAAUUGAAUUAGAUGAAUAACAAUUUCAACAUAAUACAAAAAAAAGUAAAAUCUAUCUACCAAAUUGAUGAUGAUUAUUAAUCAGGAUAAAUGAUAAUUUACCUUUGCCAUGUUUACUUUUCUCAUAUUAUCUUAAUCAUCAUCACCAUCAUGUU